Rana temporaria (common frog) is the source of this 1316-nucleotide messenger RNA. RefSeq names its product coenzyme Q3, methyltransferase (gene COQ3). The coding region runs from base 108 to 1076 and encodes 322 amino acids. The transcript has 7 exons. Gene Ontology annotation, biological process: ubiquinone biosynthetic process. Gene Ontology annotation, molecular function: 2-methoxy-6-polyprenyl-1,4-benzoquinol methyltransferase activity. The record is from RefSeq and is a predicted model, not a curated record. Lineage: Eukaryota; Metazoa; Chordata; Amphibia; Anura; Ranidae.
GGGGUGGUGUUUCCUCUGUGUGAGGGGGGCGGUGUACAGGGUUGCACAUUUCCGGCGGCUGUCGCCUAGAAGCCGAGGCUGGUGUUGGCAGUGUGUAGUGGAGAGCGAUGUGGUCUCUGUUGAUCUCAGUGAGAGGUGUGCGAUGUACAGGGAGUCGCUCAGUUUCCAGCGUAAUACCUAUGCUUCAGAAGUUGUCCUUUGGCAACCAACAAAGCAGACAUGGCAGCACAGCAGCCAGAACAAGAAGACUACGGGCAUACUCAACUUCUCAAACAGUGGAUCCUACUGAGCUGAAGAAAUUUCAGGCUUGGUCAGCAAAAUGGUGGGAUGAAGAAGGAAUAUACAAAGCUCUGCAUGCCAUGAAUGAUAUCCGUGUACCCUUUGUAAGAGAUGUUCUUAUGAGCAAAAGCUAUCAUGAUGUUGGGUGCCCUCUGUCUGGCAUAAAAAUCCUUGAUGUUGGCUGUGGUGGAGGACUUUUAUCUGAGCCACUUGGAAGACUAGGUGCUGCAGUUACAGGAAUUGACCCUUUGGAAGAUAAUAUUAGAACAGCGAUGCUUCAUAAGUCAUCUGAUCCUGCCUUAGACAAGCUCAUCCAAUACAAGCCUUGCGCACUGGAAGAGGUUGCAGAGCAGGAUAUUGAAUCUUUUGAUGCGGUUGUGGCUUCAGAAGUUGUAGAACAUGUGAAUAAUAUUGAGGCCUUCAUCCAAAGCUGUUUUCAUGUACUUAAGCCAGGUGGUUCACUGUUUAUCACAACCAUAAAUAAAAGCAAGAUAUCCUAUGUUCUUGGCAUAGUGCUAGCAGAAAAGGUCAUGUCCCUUGUUCCAGAAGGUACUCAUGAUUGGGACAAGUUCAUCCCACCUGAAGAGCUUGAAAGACUACUUGAAUCAAAUGGUUUUGUGGUAGAUACACUGAGGGGAAUGCUGUACAACCCCUUUACGGGAUCCUGGAGGUGGUUUGAUGACACCAGCAUUAACUAUGCAGUUCAUGCAUUGAAGACUGUGCGCCAAGAACAGACCUCAGAUAUAGACUUUGAACAAGAACAGGACAUGCCUAAGGCUGCAAAGGCAUCUAUAUAAUAGUGUGAACCAAGCAUUAUUUUCUAAACCAUUAUGUUCUGCUUUCGCCAAGACUCGAUCAAGUGGAUGCUGUUGCAGAGCCUUCUUCUGUCUCAUUAAGACACAGAUAUAUAUUUAUUUAUUCUGCUAAAGGUGCAUUGUUGUUGUGUUAUAAGUUGCAUUUGAUUUCUCAAAUAAUGGACAGUGCUGCUUUUUAAGGUAUAUCUAGUGUUCUUUUAUAAAACAUGUUUGUUUAUAUAA